This is a messenger RNA of Symbiodinium sp. CCMP2592, 4140 nucleotides long. The record is from the annotation of a GenBank genome assembly. NCBI's taxonomy places the organism in Eukaryota, Dinophyceae, Suessiales, Symbiodiniaceae.
AUGCCCACCACCUCGAAGUACGCCGGCUCCGCGACCAUGACCCAGGCCGCCCCCACCAGCGUGCUGAACAUCGUCAGCGGCAAGCCGGUGGCUGCCGGCGAGGUCGCCAGCAGCGCACAUACCACCAGCUCCGUUGGCCCCGCCAGGGGCUACGCCAAGGCGGCCGGCGCGGUUAUGCCCACCAGUGCUACAGGUGCCGACGGCAAAGCGAUUGAUGUUCCAAAGAUCGGGCCACCUGCCGUGGCCGUUGGGCGCGCUAUGGCUGAGGGACGCCCCGCAGUGUCUAUGGCUGGUGGCAAGUUGGUCACCACCAUCAGCAAGAAGUUCCAGAUCGUGUUCGUGACCAGCGAAGUGGCACCCUUCUCGAAGACUGGAGGCCUGGGUGAGGCCAUGGACGGCCUGCCCAUUGCUCUUGCGGCCCUGGGCCACCGCUGCAUGGUCAUUUCUCCUCGCUACGACCAGUACAAGGAGGCCUGGGACACGGGCUACUGGGGCUCCGUGCCCAUGGGCGGCAAGAACGAGUCCGUGCACUUCUUCCACACCUACAAGCAGAAGGUCGACUACGUCUUCGUCGAUCACCCCACCUUCCUGGAGCGCGUCAACGGACUGACAGGUGCCAAGCUCUACGGCCCGGAGUGGGGUCAGGACUUCGCAGACAAUCAGGCUCGCUUCGCCUACUUCUGCAAGGCCGCCUUGAAGGCCAUUCAGGAGCUGCCCCUGGGUGGGGCCGUGUACGGCGGCGACUGCAUGGUCGUUUGCAACGACUGGCACUCGGCCCUUGUGCCCAUGCUCAUCCACGCUGAGAAGCCCACAGGCAAGUGGACCAACACGAAGUCCGCUUUCCUCUGCCACAAUGCCGUCUUCCAGGGCCGCUUCGUGCGCGAGGAAGGCCUCGCCAGCGUCUUCGGCGUGCCCGAGCGCUACAUCGACAGCAUCACCUUCAAGAUGCCUUUGCGCAUCGGCAAGUACAACGAGAAGAUGACCUGCAUCAACACCAUGGCUGCGGGUCUGCGCUAUGCCGAUCGCGCUCUGACCGUGUCUCCCAGCUAUGCCGUGGAGUGCUGCACGGAUCCGGAGAAGGGCGUUGAGUUGGAAGACCUCUUCAGCCUGGGCAAGUGCACAGGAAUCCUGAACGGCGUGAAGGAGGGCGUGACCCCCAGUGACAAGAACUUCGUCACGAAGACCAUGAUGAGCUGCGGAAUCUUCACCGCUGCCACCGCCCCGGAGGCAAAGGCAGAGCUCAAGGCCACUUACCGCGCACAGAACAACCUGCCGGCGUCCACUGGCCCUCUGAUGUGCUUCAUCGGGAGGCUGGAUGCCCAGAAGGGCUACGACCUCCUCUUGGAGGCUCUGGUGGAGAUUCUUGAGGACACCGAGCUCCAGGUCGUCAUCGUCGGCUCCGGCCGUGCCGACCUCGUGGCCCAGACCAAGGCCGUCGAGAAGAAGUUCCCCAGCAAGUUCUUCUACGCAGGCUGGAUGGGCCCGGAGCGCUAUGCCUUGCUGGCUGGCUGUGACUACACCCUCCUUCCGUCCAGGUGGGAGCCUUGCGGCCUGGUGCAGAUGGAGGCCAUGCGCAUGGGAACGCUGCCCAUCGUCGCCCCCACCGGCGGACUGAAGGACACCGUGGAGGAUGGCUUGAAUGGCCUCUGGACCGACAAGGAGAUGUCCGUGGAGGCCGUCAUCGAUGAGGAGUCCGUGCAGUCCAUCGCGAAGGCCUUGAAGCGCGCCUCGAAGCUCUUCAUCGAGGAGCCCGAGAAGGUGAAGGCCAUGACCCGGGCAGCCAUGGCCGCCUCGGCCGAGUUCACCUGGAGCAACGCCGCCCUGCAGUACGAGGCCGUCUUCGAGGAGCUUGGAGUCAAGGACAUGCUGAAGGGCCGCACUGCCACCGUCACGCUGGAGACGGACAAGCAGGAGAAAGUGAAGGCCGCUGGCGCGGCACCCACGGCAGCCACGGCGGCCUCCGCACCCCCCCAGGUGCCAAAGUCCAAGGCCGCAGCGCUGGUGACCGGUGCAUCGGCUCCCAAGGCCUCCGGCAGCGGCCCGACCACCACCAGCCCGGCCUCCGCCGGAGUCUCCGCCGCUGCCCCCAAGUCCAAGGCGGUGUCCCCGAUUUCGGCCGCCGCCGUCAUGGAGGAAGGCAAGAAGCCCGCGACGGCUGCCGAGCGCUUCGCUGCAACCGGCUCGGUCCUGGCCAGAGGAAUGGGAGCCAAGGCGGAGGCGCCCAAGGCCAAGGCGAAGCCGGCCGCGGCCAUGCCCACCACCUCGAAGUACGCCGGCUCCGCGACCAUGACCCAGGCCGCCCCCACCAGCGUGCUGAACAUCGUCAGCGGUAAGCCGGUGGCUGCGGGCGAGGUCGCCAGCAGCGCGCAUACCACGAGCUCCGUUGGCCCUGCCCGGGGCUACGCCAAGGCGGCCGGCGCCGUUCUGCCCAGCAGCGCCCCAAAGAUCGGGCCACCUGCCGUGGCCGUUGGACGCGCUAUGGCUGAGGGACGCCCUGCGGUGUCUAUGGCUGGCGGCAAGUUGGUCACAACCAUCAGCAAGAAGUUCCAGAUCGUGUUCGUGACCAGCGAAGUGGCACCCUUCUCGAAGACUGGAGGCCUGGGUGAGGCCAUGGACGGCCUGCCCAUUGCGCUCGCGGCCCUGGGCCACCGAUGCAUGGUCAUCUCUCCUCGCUACGACCAGUACAAGGAGGCUUGGGACACGGGCUACUGGGGCUCCGUGCCCAUGGGCGGCAAGAACGAGUCCGUGCACUUCUUCCACACCUACAAGCAGAAGGUCGAUUACGUCUUCGUCGAUCACCCCACCUUCCUGGAGCGUGUCAACGGACUGACAGGUGCCAAGCUCUACGGCCCGGAGUGGGGACAGGACUUCGCAGACAACCAGGCUCGCUUUGCCUACUUCUGCAAGGCCGCGUUGAAGGCGAUUCAGGAACUGCCCCUGGGCGGCGCUGUGUAUGGAGGUGACUGCAUGGUGGUCUGCAACGACUGGCACUCGGCCCUGGUGCCCAUGCUCAUCCACGCCGAGAAGCCCACAGGCAAAUGGACGAACACGAAGUCCGCUUUCCUCUGCCACAACGCCGUCUUCCAGGGCCGAUUCGUGCGUGAGGAAGGCCUCGCCAGCGUCUUCGGCGUGCCAGAGCGCUACAUCGACAGCAUCACCUUCAAGAUGCCCCUGCGCAUUGGCAAGUACAACGAAAAGAUGUCCUGCAUCAACACCAUGGCUGCGGGUCUGCGCUAUGCCGAUCGGGCCCUGACCGUGUCUCCCAGCUACGCGGUGGAGUGCUGCACGGAUCCGGAGAAGGGCGUGGAGUUGGAGGACCUCUUCAGCUUGGGCAAGUGCACAGGAAUCCUGAACGGCGUGAAGGAGGGCGUGACCCCCAGCGACAAGAACUUCGUCACGAAGACCAUGAUGAGCUGCGGAGUCUUCACCGCGGCCACCGCCCCGGAGGCUAAGGCGGAGCUGAAGGCCAGCUACCGCGCGCAGAACAACCUCCCGGCGUCCACCGGCCCCCUGAUGUGCUUCAUCGGAAGGCUGGAUGCCCAGAAGGGCUACGACCUCCUCUUGGAGGCUCUGGUGGAGAUUCUCGAGGACACCGAGCUCCAGGUCGUCAUCGUCGGCUCCGGCCGCGCCGACCUCGUGGCUCAGACAAAGGCCGUCGAGAAGAAGUACCCCACCAAGUUCUUCUAUGGAGGCUGGAUGGGCCCUGAGCGCUACGCCUUGCUGGCGGGCUGCGACUACACGCUCCUUCCGUCCAGGUGGGAGCCUUGCGGCCUGGUGCAGAUGGAGGCCAUGCGCAUGGGCACUUUGCCCAUCGUCGCCCCGACCGGUGGCCUCAAGGACACCGUGGAGGAUGGCUUGAACGGCCUCUGGACCGACAAGGAGAUGUCCGUGGAGGCGGUCAUCGACGAGGAGUCCGUGCAGUCCAUCGCCAAGGCCCUGAAGCGCGCCUCGAAGCUCUUCAUCGAGGAGCCCGAGAAGGUGAAGGCCAUGACCCGGGCGGCGAUGGCGGCCUCGGCGGAGUUCACCUGGAGCAACGCCGCGCUGCAGUACGAGGCUGUCUUCGAGGAGCUCGGGGUGAAGGACACUCUGAAGGGUGGCACUGCCGUUGUCACACUGGAGACGGACAAGCAGGUGUGCUAA